AUGGAGAGCAGAGGCAGAACCGGGAGAGGAGACCCUCACAGGGAAGAGCACCGAGGCCGCGCCCGUGGGGGGCAUCCCCGCGGUAAGACCAAGAGAGAGCACUACCGGGCCCGGGGGAAAGGAGCAGGCCGUGCUGCAGACUUCAGACCCCGGGCUUGUUAUGACAACGAGGGGGAGUUUCCCGGAGAAGAAUACGUGAGCCGGUCGUUCUCCAGGAGGAAGCUGGAGUCCAACUGGGACCGAUAUGACGCCUCAGAGACACAGGAAGUGGACCAGGACAUGCCCAGCCACCGGGGGGCAGACUACAGCGUCUUACUACAGUCUGCAGGGGAUUCCUUCACACAGUUUCGAUUUUCUGACGAGAAGGACUGGGACAUGGACUCAUUUGUGGCUGCGCAGAUGUCGGCCCUCGUGGAUCUGACGGCUUUGUCCCGGAGCCUCCAACACGUGCCUCUCCCUCAGCGCCUCGGCCUGCAGCCUCAGCUCGUCCAGAUCUCUGCUCCGGCCGAGCUCCCGCCACAGCCAUCUCUCAUACAGGACACGGCCUCCAACACAACCUCCACCCCGAGCACUCCUUCAGCUGCUGCCAAGGCGCUCGGCCAACUGCACUUAGUCUCCCCUCGUUCAGGAGCAGUGACAUCACAACCCCCUCUGAACACGGUCCCGUCACCACAGGAGGGCGCGACCGAAGAGCUGGAGGAGCUGCUGUCUUUACACAAACCAGAGACCGCUCCCAUCAGUCAUCUACACACGGAGAGAGAGUGUGACGAAGUGAAGAAGGAUGUACCGCAGGAAGAGGACAAAGAGGAGGAGGGGGAGGAAGAAGAGGACGCAAAAGAAAGAGAAGACAAAGAGGACAAAGUGCGAGACAUUGACGUCACACAGAGUUCUGUGAAAAAGCAGCAGCUGACGGAGGAUGAUCUGGAGGACUGGCUGGACAGCAUGAUCUCCUGA
Knipowitschia caucasica is the source of this 954-nucleotide messenger RNA. The record is from the annotation of a GenBank genome assembly. Lineage: Eukaryota; Metazoa; Chordata; Actinopteri; Gobiiformes; Gobiidae.